Molecule: messenger RNA, 1329 nt
Organism: Harpia harpyja (harpy eagle)
Lineage: Eukaryota; Metazoa; Chordata; Aves; Accipitriformes; Accipitridae
Product: putative methyltransferase-like protein 7A
Exons: 2
Molecular function (GO): S-adenosylmethionine-dependent methyltransferase activity
Source: RefSeq, a predicted model, not a curated record
AAGUGGAAAGACUGAAACCUGCUGUGGCAGAGAGAGCACAGAGCAAGUAGCUGUCUAGCUCAUCCAGCUACUUACAACGGGGUGGUAAAUUAACUCUUAAACAAACGUGUUUUAACUGAAAUGUUAAUCAAACUCCUAAUGAAACGCCUACAGCAAAUCCAGAGUUUGCAUGAAUUUCCUUCGGCUCACUAAAGACAACAUACGGUUGCUUUAAGAAAUACGACCUGUAACCUGAAACUGCUGAACACCAAGUUAGGGCAUCUCAUGACAUGUUGCCAGUGGUUACAUACAAAGUUGUACUGCCCAGUUUGUCCCAGUUACUUAACAGAUCGGCAGCUCCUCUUCUGCCAGAGCUGGGACGCUACAGUCACUAUUUGGUAUGCAGUCCUGCCUUUCCCUUCCUUGCCUGUGACCGGACUUUAAAAUCAGCUUUAGAGAAAAGUCUACCAGAUCAAUCCAAGGAGCUGAAUACACUUCAAGAGGAACACAGAAAGUACAUGAAUGCAGCUCACUCUGAAUUUCAAGGGCUCUAAUUCACAGAAGAACUAGUUUUGCUCAGUACAGAUCCUCUGCCCUAAGCUGGAAAUGACAGAGGCCAGCAUCCUCUUCCUCCGUGCCUGCCUCACGCUGCUUGCCAUGCCCAUCUACCUACUAUCAUUCCUGGGCAUCUGGGAGCCUUUCUGUAAGAAGAUAUUUUUUCCUUUCUUCUUAGAGAAGUUUUCUGCAAUUCACGAAAGGAAAACAAAGAAGCAGAAGCAGGAGCUAUUUCAUAAUCUCCCUGACUUCACGAGGCCCUCAGGAGCGCUGAAGCUGCUGGGGAUCGGGACUGGCUGCAGUGCUAACUUCCAGUUCUACCCACCAGGCUGCAGAGUCACAUGCACUGACACAAACCCCAACUUCCAGCAAGCCCUUUCGAGGAGCGUGAACAAGAACCAGCUUAUCUACUAAGAGCGUUUCCUACUAGCUGUGGGCGAAGACCUGCACCAGGUGCCCAGCGGUUCCGUGGAUGCUGUCAUCUGUGCCUUUGUCCUCUGCUCUGUGCGCAGUGUGAAUGGCACCAUGAAGGAAGUACUGCGACUGCUCAGACCAGGAGGCGCUUUCUGUUUCUUAAAGCACGUGGCCGCUGAUCAUUCCAGCUGGAAGUAUUUUUGGCAGCAGAUCUGCUGUCCAACUUGGAAACUCAUCUUUGAUGGAUGCUGCCUCAUGAGAGAGAUAUGGAAGAAUCUCGAACAGGCCAAAUUCUCGGAGCUGAACUUACAACACAUAAACAUAGAGCAGUCCUGGAUGCCCGUACGGCCUCACAUCAUCGGCUAUGCUGUGAAGUAACUC